AUGUUGCAAGAAUGGUUCAUUCCAGUUUAUAUUCACGAAAAACGACAACUCAAAGGCAUGUUGUUGAAUCCUAUUUUGAUGCAAAUGCUGAUAGUUUUCGAGAAUCCUUUCCUUAUGGUGGAAUCUCAUAAUGAAAUAAUCAAUCUCUUUCUAUUAGUAUCAACAUUUUUUUUCGCCAUAACACCCGAAAUCCAUAGUAUUACCGAUUCUACGGUAGCUGGUAAUCAUCAUAUAGUUUGCAUUGACUCUAUAGUCAAAUAUCGACUUCCUUUACGAUUUCCUCCGGUUCCAUGUUUAUUGAAAUUGAUUUUACGUAAUAGCUUAUUUUACACGUGUAAUAAUGAAAUUAGUUUAAGAAUUAUCUCUAAAUUUGAAUUUAAUGAACAACAUAAAAUUGUUAGACAUGAGGAUAUUUGGAGUAUUAAAGAUUUGAUAGAGUCAUUACCAUUAAUUGGAUGGUUAUACGCAGAUGUUGGUAGAAAGGCUACAGGAUUAGUAACUGAUGGUUUGGUUAAUUUAACUCAAGAAAUGGUCAAGGCUUGGAACAAUUGGGAGAUUUAA
Messenger RNA from Dentiscutata erythropus, 561 nucleotides. Lineage: Eukaryota; Fungi; Glomeromycota; Glomeromycetes; Diversisporales; Gigasporaceae. The record is from the annotation of a GenBank genome assembly.